Messenger RNA from Tachysurus fulvidraco (yellow catfish), 2346 nucleotides. RefSeq names its product cystinosin, lysosomal cystine transporter (gene ctns). Bases 52 to 1176 code for a protein of 374 amino acids. Gene Ontology annotation, cellular component: lysosomal membrane. The transcript has 11 exons. The record is from RefSeq and is a predicted model, not a curated record. NCBI's taxonomy places the organism in Eukaryota, Metazoa, Chordata, Actinopteri, Siluriformes, Bagridae. Gene Ontology annotation, biological process: L-cystine transport. Gene Ontology annotation, molecular function: L-cystine transmembrane transporter activity.
ACGCGAUUUUAAUGUUUUGCUUUACUACUACGCUUUUCUGAGCUGAACAAAAUGCAGACAGGAGCAGUAGCACUGCUGUUUGUGUCUUUGUCCGUGUUCAGAACAAACUGUGAUGGCGGAGUGUCCUUAAGUGCUCCAGCUGUUGUUGACCUGGAGGAGAAAUUCUCCAAAAAUAUCACCAUCAAGGCAAGUUCUCCUCUGAAUUUUACUGCAUACAUCUACUUCAACAUUACGUAUGAGUCAGCAAAUUUCUCUUCAAUAAUUCAUCUUCCAGAUGUGGUUGUUUUGCCAGCAAAAAAUGUAUCCACUGUUUUUGAAGUGCAAGCAAAAAGCGUUGGACAGGUCACUGCUUAUCUGUACAGCAACAACACUGACAUCCAAAGAUUACAAACUCGAAUCAGAUUUUUGGUCAUCAGAAGCAAAGUUCUUGAUGUCAUCAACCAAAUCAUAGGAUGGAUCUACUUUCUGGCUUGGUCUAUUUCCUUCUAUCCUCAGGUGUAUGAAAACUGGAAAAGAAAAAGUGUCGUGGGCCUGAACUUUGAUUUUCUCUCACUGAACCUGACUGGAUUCAUUGCUUAUAGUGUAUUCAAUAUAGGCCUUUUUUGGGUACCUUACAUAAAGGAAGAAUUCUUGAAGGAUAAUCCAAAUGGAGUCAAUCCAGUGGAUGCCAAUGAUGUGUUUUUCAGUCUCCAUGCAGUGGUUCUUACUCUGGUCUACAUCGUUCAAUGUGCAAUAUACGAGAGAGGAGGCCAAAAGGUGUCUAAGGUGGUCAUUUUUUUCUUGGUGGUCGCUUGGACCUUCGCAUUUGUCACACUUUUUGUUGCUGUUGCUCAGAAGAUCUCCUGGAUAACUUACCUGUACUACUUCUCCUACAUCAAACUGGGUAUAACACUGAUUAAAUAUAUCCCUCAGGCAUACAUGAACUAUCAGAGACAGAGCACAGAAGGGUGGAGCAUUGGCAAUGUGUUACUGGAUUUAACAGGAGGCAGUUUCAGUGUGCUUCAGAUGUUCCUGCAGUCUUAUAACAACAACCAGUGGAAGCUUAUAUUCGGAGACCCAACAAAAUUUGGAUUGGGGAUCUUCUCAAUAUUUUUCGACAUCAUAUUUAUGAUCCAGCAUUACUGCUUGUACCGCAAUAAAGGUCCUGUGUAUCAGGUAAUGAGUGGUGAAGACUAGGGAAGGACUUUUGUUACUGCUCAGGUAAAAUGCCUUAAACUUGUAGGACUUUGGACUUACUUCACCAGAGAACAAUGAUUUUUCUAAUCAUUUUAUAAUGCAAUUUUAUAUUUAUAUUAUAAAUUCUAUGCAUAACAUUUUAACACAAAUCCGAAAGCAUUUUAAUAAUGAGUGAUUAGUAGUAGAUGGACAAACUUUUAUAUUCUUUUUCACUAAAUGAGAAGUAUAAUUGCAUAGUAUGAUGUGCCAUUUUUUUUGGAAAAAAAAAAGUCUAUCUGAAUUCAAAGAAAUUAUGUUUAAUGUAUAACUUUUUAUUUUAAUUGAUAUGGUUUUAUUAUACAUGUUGGUGACCAGGUUUGAUUUGUUAACACAAUAAUUUUCUCUACAUACUUACAUAAAGAGAGAAUCAGGAAGCAUCAUUGCUGAUGUCAGAAAAUAAGCUCCACAGCUUACAUUACAGAUUCAAGUGUGUUCUGACAGCUUCUGCCUGCUGAUAAAUGUCAGUGGAUCUUUGAGCUCGGCUACUGUAGCAGUUAGCUUGCAGCUUAGCUAAGUUACCUCAUUACUGAUAAUACCGAUGACAAAAACGACAAAAGACCAUUUAACUGUAUCCAAAUUGUAUAUAUUUUUAUGCUUCAAAAAUUCCACAUUCUGGAGAAUUUUCAUGAUGAAAUGUAAAUUGUAAUUUCAUUCAAGCAGAUUUCUUUAUUAUUAUUAUUAUUAUUAUUAUUAUUAUUUGAAUAGAGACUUUUUUUAUUAAACAGUUAUUGUGUUCAUUCCCCUCUUAAUUUGUGCUAUCAAUAAAUAAAUAAAUAAAUCAAUCAAUAAAUAAAUAGAACAGUUGGGAUUGCCAUUUUUGUUUGCCACUAACAGGGUGGGUAAAUAACAUGAAUUAAUGGCACAAUCUUGGAUGAUUUCACACUUUGACAAGUGAUUUUACACUUUAGGAGGUGCAAGAGGGAAUGGGGGAAAGAGGGAAAGUACCAUAAAGUCAAACCAACAUUUUUUUUAAACUAAGGGUUUAUAAAAAUUAACACAUUAAUUCAUUCAAGAUAUUUAAAUGAAUUACACACUUUAUAGUUCUAAAUCUGCAGUAUGUUUUCUGUCACAAAUGACACCUUAUGUAAAACUUGAAAUUUAUGAAUUGAAAUAAAUGGGACUUUUAUUAAA